AUGGCUCCAGGAGAUGGCUCUGACCUGUUCUGGUAUGAUGGCACUAUAGACGCAGAUCGACGAAGCCCAGAGCCCAAAGAUGGUCCUACUUUUGCGCGUGCUGCCCAGACCUUUAGUUCCAAACGAAAGGCCUCGCAGUUUUCUCUUCGCAGCCUGACCAAGUCGUUGUCCAAACGCCCCCGCCUCGUGGCCUUUCGUCAAUGGGCGGUGAAUAUAUAUCACGAUAGCAGCCGUCGCCUGACUGAAGCAUAUCGUCGCCUCAAGUACCAGCGAAGAUUUGGUGAGUUUAGGGCAUGGAAAGGAAUUGGGCGGCGACGACAACGACCACAACCAGCUGAUGAUGUGAAGGACAAAUCCGCCCAGCCAUACGGGGUCUUCAAGUAUGAGAGUGGUCCAGGGAAUCAAGAGUGGUGGAAAGAUGGGGUGACGAGAUAUCGAGCACCAUCCUGGAUGUUUCGUGCUAAAUAA
Metarhizium brunneum ARSEF 3297 is the source of this 468-nucleotide messenger RNA. RefSeq lists its product as uncharacterized. Lineage: Eukaryota; Fungi; Ascomycota; Sordariomycetes; Hypocreales; Clavicipitaceae. The record is from RefSeq and is a predicted model, not a curated record.